AUGCAGGAUAUGCAGUCGUUUGCACCGCCGCCCGACGUUGACAUCUCGUUUCAACAACCAGAGGCCCCGAGUACCAAGAUAGGGAUGACUGACUCGGAGCAAGAAGAGCUUGUAGAGCAGCUCAUAGACGAGUUCAAGGACGACAAGCAGACAGACAAAGACAAGUUCUACGCUCAAACUCCCACGGACAACAAUCCUCCUGAUCCAGUAAAAGAAGCCACAGCUGAACAGCUCGCUACCCGAAAGAUUGCGAAACCGAAGUCGCGAGCACACAAGAACACUCCCGCGGUCCAAUUAACCCUUGAGUCAGUGCCGCAAAGGGAACCUCAUGCACAGCCAGAAACAUUACAACAAACGCGCUCCCCGGUCAAUGAAGACAGCGGAAAUGAUACAGCGAAGGCGGACUUGGCGGCUCGCUGCCUAUUAGCCCUCGCAGGUGCUGGGGGUAUUGCUGCUGGGAAUGGUGCUUCAAACCAGGCAGUUUCUCCUUCAGGCAAAGAGUCUGUUCAUAAGAAUACUGAAGCUCAACAGACUGAUGCGGAUAUAACAAACAGUCAGAAAGCUAACACUCCUGAGACUAACGCGCAGGAGUCAUCCAUCAGUGAUCAUGAGGUCGAAAGACCAACGGCAACGACCCUACCAGAGGAACAGCCUAAACCAAACUCACAACAACCUCAAAGUGUCCCUUCAUCUAUCUUGCCAGCUGAAAGCCAGCCCUCACCUGUUCAGUCAGCGCCCACUCAAAUACCGCCAGACCAACAAUCACCAGCAGCCGCAAGCACAGCCGCAGCUCAGCAAUAUACUACUACCGCCAAAACACCACCCACCGUAGCGGGCUCCAGCAAUACGCAACAACAGUCGAAUAUUGCUCCCAUGAUUGUAGGUGGACUGGCACUUCCAGGGGGCAACCCAACGCUUUAUAACCCAACAGCAACAGCCAGCCCAGCACCUAAGAAAUCUGGCCCUAGCCCCAAGGAGAUUGCAGAGUUCAACAGGAAAGAACAGGCACGACUGAAGCAGCGAAGAAAGAAUAAGCCACCACCCAGUGCCCUGCGGCCGCCGAGACGGCCUGGUCCAGCUCCAUCGACACCUCACAGACCGCAGAAGAGUCCAAACUCUGCCACUCAAGGGCGGUCGCCACCACUAACGGCUACCGAUGAGUUCGAUGAGAAUAAGAAGCUUGAGAUGGAGGUGACGUUUGGUACCCAAGGUUCUCAUAAAAAGAAACAAGGCCUCCAACUUAUCGACAUCAAGGACGUCCCGGAUCAUCUCAGAGCUCAGAUACAGGAACAUGAUGCGGAAGAAGCCUAG
This is a messenger RNA of Fusarium verticillioides 7600, 1311 nucleotides long. RefSeq lists its product as hypothetical. NCBI's taxonomy places the organism in Eukaryota, Fungi, Ascomycota, Sordariomycetes, Hypocreales, Nectriaceae. The transcript has a single exon. Gene Ontology annotation, cellular component: nuclear pore. Bases 1 to 1311 code for a protein of 436 amino acids. The record is from RefSeq and is a predicted model, not a curated record.